CUGACCUGGUUACGGGCCGGUUUCGCGGCCGUCGCCGAGUUUCUCUUGAGUGAAUUCCGACUCGAAGCCUCCUCUAGGUCACGUAUAAAACGGGGCCCGACGGAGGAGGCACCGCAGUUGCGAGCAGGAGCCUGGAGUGAGAGAGAUGCGUCUAUUACUCGUAUUGGCCGCCGUGGUGGGGCUGGCGCUGGCGGAGGAGGCCUUGGUGGGUCAGGCGGAGGUGGAUGAUGGCAUGGCGGAGGUAGAAGUGGAGGUAGAUGAUGAUGGAAGGUUCGAUGCUGCCAGACUGCUACGCGAUCUUUUCAAUAAUGAAGAAGACGAGGCAGCAUUGGAAGAAAUCGGCACUGAAGUUGAAGGCCGAAGCAAGGACGAGGAGGAGUCAGGGUCAGAAGACCUCUCUCGCUACAACAACUUCGUCGACACAAUGUUUAGGCGAAUGAACUCCCAGGCCCGCACACGCAACGACCCCAUGAGCAUUAGUCUCACCACCAAGAAGAGCAGCGCCAAGAACAGCAAAAAGGGAAACAAGAACAAGAACAAGGGCAAGGCUGACAAGAAGGGCAAGGGAAAGAAGGGAGGGAAGAAGGGAGGCAAGAAGGGAGGAAAGAAGAAGGGAGAGAAGAACUCGAGGAGUCCCCGUCACCCUAAGGACUUGAGUAUGGAUGAGGCUGCUGAGGUGGAGGUGGAGCAGGUGGAAGAGGUGGAGGAGGCCGAGCAUGUGGAGAGGCAGAAGAGAGAGGUGGAGGAGGAACAUGAGGAAGAGGAACACGUGGAGGAGGGUGAACUUGCACGUGAGGGGCGCAACUUGGAAGUCGGAGAGGCAGAGGAAGCCGUGGAGACCUCUCGCAAGAACAGACCCGGUAGCAGGCCCAACACCAAGAAGGGCGCCAAGAAGAGCAAGCGCAAGAGCAAGAAGGGCAACAAGAAGAACAGCAAGAAGCAAAAGAAGAGCAAGAGUGGAAAGAAGAGCUCCACAAAGUCCAUCCCGAAAGUCCGCACAAGCCGCGCUAGCGUGGUGGGCAUCGCUACUCUGCGCCGUUUGGGAGACGUGAAGGUGAUCAACAGGAGGGACGCCAAAGAAAUCAGGUCUCAGUUCGCCCUUGGACCAGUUGACCUCAGCGUCGAUAGGAAGUUCGGAUACGGCAAGGAUUCCGUCACCAGGACCGCACGAGCUACUUCCCCAGAGCUGAAGGGCAAAAUGAGCAUCUUGGUCUCCGCUGACGGCAAGGCAAGAGUGGCGAAGUUCUUCAUUGCCAAGCCCAGCAUCGUCAGGGUGGAGGGCACGCUACACAAGGACGUGAAGUCUGGCGGUCACAACAACUUUAUGGAAAAUUCUCUGAACCGCAUCACGCCCUUCGCCACCAAGAGACUCAAGGCCGCAGCGAGGGCCAUCCUUGCUACCACCGCCAGCAGGACCUCUUAAGUCUCCACCUCAACCCAACGCACCCUUACCAGAACUCAAUAGUGCCUUGUCCUCCUCCUCCCACUUAAAUUUCCACUUCCAGGGGUUUCAUAAUCUUUAAUGUAUAAAAAAAAAAAAAAACUCAGGAACUGCCUUAUCCCUUAUAUCCAAGAAGUGAAUCUGUUUAUUUUAGUUCACGAAGGUUUAGAAGCCACAGUAAACUCACAACUUUCUGGUCCCUCUAAAUCUUGUAUUCAGGUAGUGAGUCAAUAUUUCCGCCCCCAAAAAGGUUCAGAGUCUAUACAAAGGCCUUAAAUUACCUCCCUUACGUCUCUGAAUCUAUUAUCACGCGCCAAAAUCCCUCCCCUGGGAUCUAAAUCUCUGUCCCCUAACAUUUCAAUCCCCCAGCAGCCAGUGUGUCCCCCGUGCCUUAUCUCGUCUGAUCCUCCCAGGCCCUGCACCUCCUCAGACCUGGGAGCCAAUGUUUGCUUAGCCUCCUCCCACUUAUUCCCCGCGUAAAAUGUCCCUUGAAGUUUGCGUGGGGUUUGUUUAUAUUUCCCGACUAUUUUGUUAUGCUUUUAAGGUUAAUUUAUUCUCUUACAAGUCCUCUCAGGUUAUUGGCCAUGGUUCUUCACGUGUACCAUGGUUACCUUUCAUCUUCCUACUGUACUGACUUCGAGACUCCUUGUUGUUCUCUCGUUUCUAAGUUACCGAUGUCAUCCCGGGCCCUUCCCUCUCCUCCUCGCCCUCUCACGAUGAAGUCAAUUGAGAUCACGGAACUAAAUUUCAUCUUCAGUAUCUUCCGGUAAAUAAAAAAAGAAAAAAAAAAAAUUCCUUUGUGUGUUGGAGCGAAAUUGGAAUAUUAUUGAAAGCAUAGAAAACGAGAGCAUAAAAAAACGAAAAAAAAAGUUUAGUUCCACACGUCAGAGGAAAAUAAUAUCUGCAAAUAUACUCCAGUAAAAAAAAAUAAAUAAAUAAACUCUUCAUUGUCAAAAUAGAAGAGAAACCUGAAAAAGGCGAAGAUUUCAGUACUCAAAUUUAUAAAAAAAAAAAGCUUCUCCAGAAUAUAAAACCAAAAAUCGCCAAAAAAGUCAAGACAAAACAAUACCCAGCCUUGUUAACGCGCCAAAUUUUCCAAGUUAGCCGGGUAAGGAACUAAAAAAUCCAGUUAUGUUUUUUCGUGAAGGCGUCAGUGUGGAGUGGCCGUGAAGGUCCUUUGUUCCUCUCCUCGUCAGCCUCCCGCCGCCGUCAGAGUUACCAACAACGGCCUCACCUCACUCCCUGCCACGUAUUGCACCCAAAUUGGUACUGCUGGACUAAUGGAGGAGGGCUGAAUCAUAAAACAAUCACACAUAUAAAUAAAUAGAAAAUAAAACAUGUUGUCCAUAGAAAGACCAAAUUAUAGUCUAGUUUCAAAAUUAAUGAUCUCACGCCACUCCAUUUCGUUUCUCGAUGCUCUCGCCUCCUCAAGGAUACAAAAUUACAGAAUCUUCAAAAUAAAUAACAAAAAAUGAAUAAAGAUGAGUUAACUACAAAAUACGAUAAAAUAAUAAAAAAAAAAAAAAAAAACCCAGACUGAUUCAAGGUGCACAAGGCCUCAGAAGUGCACGUCUGAGACCCACGCGCCGAAACAGACGACCCAGGCGAGUCAAACCGACCAGAGAAACGGACGCGCGGUGACUCAGCCCUCCAAACCCUCCCCCCUCCCGCCCCGCCCCUUCCCGGGUGAGGGAGGGGGGUUCUCGGAGUGAGGGGUGAGGGAAGGGGGGGCGGGGCCACAUACGGAUCUAGGAAGCCACGGUCAGCCAUCUUUUAAUUGCCUAACAUCGCUAAGACAGAACGAUACAAGGUCUCUUGCCCCACAGUGACAGCCCAGAGUGAGCUGGUUAUCUCGCUCAAGUAUCACGUAUUUGUUAUUUAAUGCAGCACCAGUUUAUGUUACCAUUGUUAUUCUUGUUUUUUUUUUUUAUCUAUUUAUUCAUUUUUUUGUUUUCUUUUGAUGUAUGUGUAUUAUUACUAGUUAAGGUUGUUUAAUUUAUUGUGUACUUAUUAAUAAAUAUUUUAGGAUAAGUUAAUGA
Molecule: messenger RNA, 3480 nt
Organism: Portunus trituberculatus (swimming crab)
Lineage: Eukaryota; Metazoa; Arthropoda; Malacostraca; Decapoda; Portunidae
Product: ABC transporter F family member 4-like
Exons: 10
Coding region: 146-1423 (425 amino acids)
Source: RefSeq, a predicted model, not a curated record